Chara braunii is the source of this 1235-nucleotide messenger RNA. The record is from the annotation of a GenBank genome assembly. Lineage: Eukaryota; Viridiplantae; Streptophyta; Charophyceae; Charales; Characeae.
GUGAUUGGAUUACAUAACGCAACUUUAGCCUUACACGUAGCUUGUUACAACGAUACUUCAUGAUGUACGGAAACGGAGGGCGGUUUAACGGAAACGGAGGAGGGAUGAACAAUAACGGAGGGAACAACGGGGGUAACAGAGGCCGACCGAACGGUAUACAAUGCUAUGACUGUGGUAAAUAUGGGCACUAUGCUCGUGACUGCUGUGCUAAACGCGGGAAGCCGGCUCAGCACGAUGACGAACUUCAUGUGUUCGUACGCGAUCUAAUGAAAGAGAAGGUUGAGGAGAGGAAGAAAAAAGAGGAGGAACAACAGAAAGCGAGGGAAGAAGAAGAGAGAAGAAGGGAAAUGGAUAUGGCGAGAAGGACGGAAGAGAUGAGACUGCAACUCCAGGCAGAUAUCGCGGAGAAAUGGAGACUACAACAAGAAGAGGCGACUCUGAAGGCGAGAGAACUCGACAAGAAGAAGAACGACGAGCCUGCGAACCAGAAACUGGUUACUUCGCAGGUUCCUUCGACGAGCAAAGGGAUCGCGAAGAAGUAUGGGAAGAAAGGGAAAGCCAAGAAGAUCUCAAGGAAAAAGAAAGAUACGAAGAGGUAUGUCGAGUCCCUUGAUUCCUCUUCCUCGUCAGAAACCGAGGAGAGCGAUUCUUCGGAGGGUGAGACUACGGAGUCGAGAGACGAAAGCCCGAAGAUCAGGGAUAGAAGACGGCGCGGAGGUAAGAAGUCGAAGGUGAGGAGAAAGCAGGCAAGGCUAUCGGAGGAGAGAAGUAUUCCGUGGAGAACCAUAGAAAAAGGAGAAUGCUCGCGGAGAACGGGAACCCCUUCGACGCCGCCAGCAACACCCCGGAAGAUGACCUUUGAACUGAAGACCCCGCUGUCGGAAGGUUACAAAGGCAUCCCUGCCGGAUGCUCGAAGGAAGGUUUUAUGGACUAUACACUAGCAGUCCUAAAACAGUACUCCGCUAAGAAAGCGAUGGCAUUGAAGGUGUUAUGUACGAAGUACGGAAUCAAAGCAACCAAGAAAAAGGACAUGGUGAUGGAACUGGUCAGGAGACAGACGAAAUUGGCAUACGAAGGUUACUUCACGACACCACUCACGAAGAAGACAACAACUCUGAAGAUAGGCCGAGACGAAGAGAAGACCCCUCAAGCUGCACCUGAAGCUGGAAAGUCUACUAUGACGACCUGAGGCAAGGCAAAACUGAACCAAGAUACACCACGAGUCGCUCUUCGA